AUGGCAGAAGAGCUAGCAGGACUUGGAGCGACCGUACAAUAUGCCUGUUCUAGUGACCAAGCACCGAUUGAUGAGAGGAAUCAAGAAUGGGAAAGUAAGGGAGUUAAAGUGACCGGCUCAGUUUUUGACCUCAAAUCUACAACUCAAAGAGAGAACCUCAUGAACACAUUCUCAUCUGCUUUUGAUGGCAAGCUUAACAUCCUUCUGAGCCUGAACUCUCUGCCUUUGCAGAAACAAGCAAAGUUGGCGUGGAAAUGGGCAAAAGACAACAUUCGCACAAACACUGUGAAACUUAUGUACAACAACAACAAUGGGGCUAAAGUUCGUGCUGAUGAUGGUCUCUGUCGUCCUGCAGAGCCUAAUGAGAUUUCAUCUCUGGAAUGUGGAACCAGGGUUGGCCUGGUAAUAGCACUUCCACACCCAUUUGCCAUAGCAAAGGGCAAGGGCAAUGUAAGGGAUGUUACUAUUCACAUGAAUAGUAACAGCCCUUGCAAAAGGCUUAUGGUGUUUUCACUCAUUGCCAUGGCAACUACUAUUCACAUGAGAUAUGAUGAGAGGAAUUUGUAUAGAGUUUUGGUGUGGGAAGUGAAAAAUAUGACUAAGAUAGAGCACGGGCUCUUUUUGCAUGUGGGCUGGCCUGGUUUUGUGGGACACACUACUUGCUUAAGCAAGUUUGGUCCACUGGAAGGCGUCGCUUGGGCUUGGGCCCUGUCCUACCCUGGCUUGGGGCAAUCAGUGGAAUAG
Molecule: messenger RNA, 744 nt
Organism: Prunus armeniaca (apricot)
Lineage: Eukaryota; Viridiplantae; Streptophyta; Magnoliopsida; Rosales; Rosaceae
Source: the annotation of a GenBank genome assembly